AUGCAUUUUGCGCAGGUGGCAACGUUCCUCCACUUCACCCACGUCACUCAAAGUGUUGCUACAAGGUUUUAUAUUGUCAAUCUCAGGGUGAAACAGGAAGUGAUAAGAAGUAGGAGGGUACAGCCAACGAACAUUCAGCGUCCCUCGAACCUCAAUGUUCCUCAAAGUGACAGAGGUGUUUCCUCCACCCGCGAGGUCGAGUCCCUCAUGAGCGCCUACCGGUUGCUAUGUGAUGCUGUACACCAGAUCAACGCCUUCUACGGAGAUCAGCUGUUGGCCGUCUUAUUUAGCACGUUUUUUAACAUCACGAUCUGUCUUUUCUAUUUUCCCCUCGCUCUAAUGUUCGGAGACAUAAUCACGGCCACUAGCAUCGGAGCUCGGGCUAUCGUCCACUUUACUUACGUGGUUCUAUUAUUCCGUGCAAGCACACUGGUGCAUGAUCUGGCCGACGAAACAGCACCUACGAUCUGCAAGUUGGUCAACACGGAUUUGGACCCAAUUCUGGUGAAAUGCCUUGAAGAGUUUUUACUGCAGUUAGGAAAAAACAAACCAAGAUUAUCUGGGCUUGGAUUUGUUGAUGUUCACAACUCUACACUACCGAGGAUGGCAGCUGCAGUGACCACCUACCUAGUUGUUCUGAUACAGUUUGAAUUGUAA
This is a messenger RNA of Homalodisca vitripennis (glassy-winged sharpshooter), 657 nucleotides long. Its product is annotated as putative gustatory receptor 28b. NCBI's taxonomy places the organism in Eukaryota, Metazoa, Arthropoda, Insecta, Hemiptera, Cicadellidae. Gene Ontology annotation, biological process: sensory perception of taste. Gene Ontology annotation, cellular component: axon; dendrite; neuronal cell body. The record is from RefSeq and is a predicted model, not a curated record. The transcript has a single exon. The coding region runs from base 1 to 657 and encodes 218 amino acids.